AUGACGGAGACUGCUAGUUUUACAGCGGCUCGUUACGCCAGUUCCACAGCCGCCAGCCUCCCAGGCAAAACGCUUGCAGCGCCUCCCGCCUCCAUCACAGGCCCCUCGUCGAACCUGCACUCGCAUCGCCAGAGCCACAAUUCCUCCAAGCUGCCGUCCUUUCGCUUUGCUGACAUCAAGAACGCUCCCACUGCCGCGAAUACCCAGCCCGCCAAGCAGCCGCUGCCUCUCUCCCCCCGACGCCUCACAGCCCCUGUUGGCUCGAUCGAUUCGCAGCUCGACCGGCGAGACUCCAAGACGCGAUCCGACGCCGCGACAAAGGUCCUGACGCCGUCCGCUGCCGCGCGCAAUCGCCAGUCGCUGCCCGCGUCCGUAAAGACAGCAGAACCGCUUGUAUCGCCGCCGCGCCCGAAUCUGCGCCCUCGAGCCUCGUACCAGACGUCUGUUAAGCCCGCAAUCUCAAUCGUCGAGCAGGAACGGAGAGUCAGGCGCCCCGUGUCGUUUCCCGACGGACUCGCCGACGAAGCUGCGCAGUCGACCAAGGCCUCCAGUGUCGCGCGCUCUUCUUCUCUGAAGCAGAGCAGUCGCCGUUUGCCCGCAUCCCGCAGCACAAACGCCAACGGCAGAGUGACGCCCGACGGACCGCGAACGUCACUCAGCGCUCGCCAGGCGGCCAUCGAAGAAGCAGUCUCUCCCACCACUCGAGUUGUCCCGGACCCAAAGCCAGGCAUCAAGGUGCGAGCUCGAACUCUGCCGGAUUUGCCAUCCUACAAGCCGCCGUCCUCGUCGGGUCCUUCAGAUGAAAACCAGGACCAGUCGCUGCAGCGCCCACCUGUCUCUUAUAAACCGCCGGUAAACGGCGCCAGUGCCGGCCAGCCUACGGCUUCGACUGCUGUUCGCGUUCCGCCCAUUCGAGCUUUUCGAUCUUCGGGCUCUCGCAAGAGCUCGGUAGACGACAUGAACUACAACUCUCGUUCCUACGACGUGGAAGAUCGCUAUGUCGAUUCAACUGACGACCACACUCUUCGCGCUCUGGACGGAGACUUCUUCCAAAGGAGUCCUCCCACAUCCAGACACGGCACCAACGGCGAUGACACGGGCGAUGUUUUCUUAAAAAUUGCUUCUGAGGAAGCAGCGCGCAAUUCAAAAGCUGAUAGUGCGAAUGACGGUAAAUCACAGUAUCAAGUUAAUCGCACUACAAAUCGGCGCCCGCUUUCCUAUCACCCCAGCUCUCAUUACCCCAUGUCCCCUCCUUCGGUGAACCGCCGGCUCUCUGACCAACAGGAUCGAGAUCGAAGCCGCUCAGUUAGAUAUGAAGACGAGCUGACAAGCGAGAUCGCGCGGACCAGCAGCGCCUACCGCAGCCAGCUCAGAGACAAGGCUACAUCCUCUCGUUCCACCGAAGACACACCUUCAAGAUCCAACGGCUCAGGACUACGACCGUCACUCAUGACGCCCCGGACUGCAAGCCUCCAGGACCAGGCUGCAGAAAACUCCCCGUACAGCCGAAGACGGUCAUCCGUGGUUGACGCUCCAGCCUCUAGCUCGGCGCGCUCGUCUUCUCACAAGGCCACUGUGCUUAUUCAAAGUCAGAAUAAGACUUACAAUCCAUCGCCUCUAACGCGUUCUUUCGAGAUAGAGGAAGAUGAUGACGAUGACGAUGACCUCGAAGCCGGCAAUCUGGCCGAGGGAACUGAAUCGACUACAUCUACCAAUGCGCCAUCUACUGUUUGGGACGAGCUGGAUGAACUGAAAUCGCGAAUCCAUCGUCUGGAGUUGACUGGGAAACUGCCCCCCACCUCCGCGGCCGCAUUGAUCAAAGCCUCGGAAGAGAGACCGCCAACAGCGACGACAACCGUUACAACAAUGUCUCUUUCGCCUAAGAAAUCGGCAGCCGGGCAGCAGACAGAUGCUGGUAGUUCUACGUCGUCACAGCGAGAGGCACACUCGAAUCUGCACUCGGCUCUGACCAAGAUCAAGACAAUCCUCAGCCCGGAAGUAUAUCGCGCGCUUGAAACCGCGGCGAAUGAUGCCCUUGCGUUGUCGUCCAUGAUGGGCACACCUGGUCAGCCUGGUCCCAUAUCAGGUUCUGCCAGCGUGGUCGGUGGUGGUGGUGGUGGUCCUGCAAUCACGGAUCGUCAGCUCCGCCGUAGGACAGACAGCGUUUGCCGCAGCCUGACUGAGCUUUGCAUCGCCCUUGGAGAGGGUACUCCCUCUCGACCCGCAGCAACAACAAUCCCGCAAGUCGUGAUGACACAGAUUAGCCCGAACCAGGACCGGAGUGCGCACCUAGAGCCACCUAAAACCCCGACUAUGAUGAACAGCAAGACUUAUUCGGUUUCUCGCCGCUCCAGCGUCGUGCCUGAUCAGGCCACGCAAAUCAUCACCAGCCCUAGAGCCAUGUCCAAAUUCGAGGAGCGAAGGAACAUGAUAUUGAACGGAAGUCUUGUGACUAGCCCUCGGAAUUCGGCUUCCACCCCAACAACUCCCAACGAAUCUAUUGCUCGUAGAGCGUCGCUUAUUGUGUCACGCGCUCGCCGAGCGGUGACUGAGGAGCCGGAGGAUGGCAGGCGCUCCUCUGCGCUUUUGCGUCGACGAGCGGCUGGCGAUGACUCCGACGACGGCGGCCGAAGAACUUCAUUCCUUGUCCGUAACCGACGGGGAACUGUCGGCGAGGAAGACGAGGGAUCUAGGUUCCGAGCCCCAUCUAGGGCCAUUACCGAAGUGAGUGGCGGCGGGUCUAGAGGAGCUACGAAGGAAUAUCUACGUGUCUCCGAACGGGUCUCUGAUGCCCCAACUCCCCUGCCCGAAGCCGACACGCCACAGCCACCGUCAGCUCUCAGCCGACGACGAUUCAUAUCCUCGAACCUGCAGCCUUCUCGCUUGACCGUUCCGUCUACUUCAGGAACGCCCUCAACCAGAAAGUUUCUGGAGAGAUCCCUGCCUGAUGGGACCGAGAGUGGCUCUGAGAGACCUGCCGAAAACCGCCUUUCACGACAUCUAUCGGUUCAACAUAACUCGGACCGUACCUCCACCUAUCAUUCAUUACAGAGUCGAACUAGUAGCCUGCAAAUUCGUCGAGCAAACCGGGACAGCAUGGUUCUCCCGGCCUCUUCGACCACAGCCACAAAUGGCUUGAGAUGA
Molecule: messenger RNA, 3144 nt
Organism: Trichoderma virens Gv29-8
Lineage: Eukaryota; Fungi; Ascomycota; Sordariomycetes; Hypocreales; Hypocreaceae
Product: LPXTG-motif cell wall anchor domain protein
Exons: 2
Coding region: 1-3144 (1047 amino acids)
Source: RefSeq, a predicted model, not a curated record